AGUAAAUGAAAGAAGUUGUAUCAUUUUCAUCAAUCCUCGGUCUAAUAGAACUCCUCAUUCUUAAAUCUUAAAACUCCCAUUUCCAAAUCAAAAUCACAUCAAGCUGUUGCAGUUUGACCUCACAAGUUGAUCACAAAUGAAUUGAAGAACAAGAAACUUCUAACCCUUAAUUUGGCUUUCUAAAGAAUUAAUUAAUAAUUUAUACUUCUCCCAAUCCAACAAGCAGCAUUGAGAUGUUGCUUUGGAGGAAAUGCUUCCAACUAAUACCUUCCCCCACAAUGAUGCCAUUACAGAUCACAGAACUUGACCCAAAUCCAGAUCCACCGCUAACCCAAUGUUUUUUCUUUGAAACUUCCAUCCUAUAAUAAUUCAAAAAACAUUGUUAUUUAGUUUUUGAGAAAUUACCAUAAAGAAAUAUACUCCGUAUAAUCUUAUGGGAAAAAAACAUCAUCGGUUCAUCUCCCCUGUAAUUAUCUCAUUUGUGGUCACCCUUGGCCUCGUCUCCUUCACGCUCUGCAUCGUUGCUGAAUUUAAGAAAUCAAAGAAAGAGGAUCUCCGGCUGGCGGGGGAGUUCUGUUACUUGCCCAGAAGCUUGGCUUGCGGUCUAGCAAUUGCUGCUUUGGUCUGCUUCACCGGCGCUCAGGUCAUCGGAAGCGUGUUAGUGGUUGGCCGGAGUUUCAUGUCCGGCGAGCGUCAUAAGCCGAUGGUUGUAAUAUUCUCACUGGUGUUAUCAUGAUGGAGGCGCGAGAGAGAAGUCCAAUCUUGGUGUGUAAUUCUUGAAAAUGUCGGCAAGGGAGUGGUUUAGUGAGAGUCUGCCAGUUGAUAUUCGGAUCGAACAUAAGUAACACGAAGAAUCCCAUUUUGGACAUGCUCACGAGUCACGAAUGAAAUGGUACUCCAAAGCAAGGUGCGUCAUUCUAGAGUGGAAAACGUGAUUAACACUGAGAUGAGUGGCACCAACAUUAAUUAUCACAACUAGAUUUUCACCCGUGCGAUGCACGGGCAUAUAUUAUGUAAAAUCUAUAUAUCUUUAUUUGUUUAUAUUGUUAAUUGAUGUAUAAAUGUGUGGAAUUAGAGGCGUAAUAUACAUAAUAAACUAUAGUUAAGGAAAAGAUAGUUAAGACUCAUGCAUUUGUAGUAAGUAUGUUUUGAAAUAAGUAAAAAUAAACAAAUAUUAUCAUAUGAUUUUUACAAUCUAUAUUUUUCGAAACACUUCCUUGUAAACAACAUUUGUAAUAUGGUCGGUUUGUUCACCAUCUUCAGCACAAAUCAAUAUUUCAAACUCUAUUGUUAAUCUUGAUACGGCAACAUAAAGUUGGCCAUGCGAAAAAUAUUGACUUUUUGAAUAACAAUCCUAUAUGGGACAAACAUUGGUCUUAACUCUUAAAAAAGUUUAUUUAAAUCAAUAAUAAUUAAUAUUUUGGAUUAUUUAUAAAUUAAAUGAUGUCCG
This is a messenger RNA of Cuscuta epithymum, 1450 nucleotides long. Lineage: Eukaryota; Viridiplantae; Streptophyta; Magnoliopsida; Solanales; Convolvulaceae. The record is from the annotation of a GenBank genome assembly.